AUGGAACUAUUACAGUUGGGGAAGAAAUCCCGAAAGCUUGGAUUAACAAUCAACAAGAAUCUUCAUCGAGAUGAAUAUGGCAUGGAAGACAUCGAGGAGUUUUUUGCUGAUGACACACAGGCACAAAUCGUACUUCAAGAACAAGAAGAUAGAGUGCUACGGCAAGGAGAAAUUUACAAGUCACCCACAUCGUAUAACACAGCAAGUGGGGGAGGGGAACGUGGCAGCGGUGGUGUUGGUGCUGGUCGUCGGGUGAUACCGAAUAUAUCACAUUAUGACCUUGAACAAGUGGCUGAAGAUGUACCCCCAUAUGAUUCCGGGUUCGAUUUGGAAGACGUUAAUGAUGACUUAUUGGAGCAAGAAGAUCAGUCACCUUUCAAUUACGUGGCAAGAAAGAUUGAUUUUGAUUAUGGUGCUGAAGAGUCAAGUGGAGCCAGAGGAAACAAAACUAGUGAAAGAGAUGCACAUGGAGUCAACCAAUCAAUAGGAACCAAUAAACAGUCUCCAUUGAGAUCACCAUUACCAGAGCAACGGCAGUCAAGUGCAAUAACUGGUGCUUCCCAGGUAAAUGAUUUUCUCGAAGAAGAAGAAGACGACUAUAACUAUGACUAUGACUAUGGCCAGCACGACAAUAAUGAUGGCUUUUACCAAAACCAGGAUCAGUAUCUGGAUCAACUUGAAGCUAUUGGUCCGGCUUCAAGACAACACAAUUUACGUCUGCGCUCACAAUCACUAGAACCAGAGCCGUUACGUUCAGGUCGAGGUACAGAAGGCGUUCGAUCGAGAAGACGGACUGAACAGAGGCGUAAAAGGCGAAAUAGUCUUCUGGAACUGGAAGAAAGUACACAAGCUUCCGUCUCUGCAUUUAACGAAGAUACUAAAGACACGGAUGAGGACAAUGCUACUGAAAUCAGCGAUGCAGUUGACUCAACCGCCACUGACCUAUUCGUCCGGUCAUCAUCAUCCACAGAGCCCAGUCAGAUUCAAGGUGGAAAACAAAGUACUAGAUCGCGAGUGUCAAGAGCAAAAGCGAAUGUAUCACCUACUACAUACAUCACUGAAGUACCUUCUUUGCCGUCCCCACCACCAGAUGGAUUACGAAGAUCAAAACGUAUUAGAGUUAAGCCUUUGGCAUUUUGGCGUAAUGAGCGAAUCAUAUUCACCAAGCCUCAUCAAACGCGGCCAGAUGAAGACGAAGAAGAAGAAGAAGAUGACGACGAACCUGAUAUGACUAUUGUGAGAGAUAUCCAUAAACUACCAUUGAGAUCAAUUGCUGAGGUUGUUCAUGUACCUGACACUGCACAAAUAUUAACGCGUCACAAUCGCCGCAACACAAGACGAAAACCAGUUGAUGCACCUAUAUCACCGCUCAGUGCCGAUGAGCAUGAUCAAGAAGAACAAGAAAUUUUGAAUGCAGAGUUACCUGGGACAUCCUGGUACAAGGAUAAAGUGUUGAAGAUAGAUGUACCAGAAAAUGGUCAAUUUGUGGAGCGGUCAAUUGCAUAUAGCUCACAAUAUGGUGAUUUCCAAUCAAAAUCUAUUGUCAAUGAGGAUGGAACUACUUCGGAAGAUCCUAAUUUGAAGAUUGCUACGUUAUUCAAUGAUGACCUACAGAAUUGUGCCGUGGGAGUGAUUGAAUUGAGUGGAGUUAAACCACCAACGAAAAUUACCUUCAGUACUUACUAUCUACUCGUGGUCAAGGGAAUUGUUGAAUUUACUUUUAAUGAAGAGACAUUUGUGGCAAACAAAGGAUGCAACAUAUGCAUCCCACUGGGGAAUGAGUAUGGGUUGAGAAACUUGGGCAAAGAACCUGCACUUAUACAUUUUGUUCAGGUCAGAAGACCAGAAACAGAGCAAGAUGAAGAUGACGCUGGUGAUGCAGGUAGGAAAAGUAGGGACGAAGAUGAUAGUUGGUGA
Molecule: messenger RNA, 1917 nt
Organism: Lodderomyces margitis
Lineage: Eukaryota; Fungi; Ascomycota; Pichiomycetes; Serinales; Debaryomycetaceae
Gene: MIF2
Product: Mif2p
Exons: 1
Coding region: 1-1917 (638 amino acids)
Biological process (GO): spindle attachment to meiosis I kinetochore; attachment of mitotic spindle microtubules to kinetochore; kinetochore assembly
Cellular component (GO): kinetochore
Molecular function (GO): centromeric DNA binding
Source: RefSeq, a predicted model, not a curated record